Melanotaenia boesemani (Boeseman's rainbowfish) is the source of this 416-nucleotide messenger RNA. RefSeq names its product ATP synthase membrane subunit f (gene atp5mf). Gene Ontology annotation, biological process: proton motive force-driven mitochondrial ATP synthesis. Gene Ontology annotation, molecular function: proton-transporting ATP synthase activity, rotational mechanism. Lineage: Eukaryota; Metazoa; Chordata; Actinopteri; Atheriniformes; Melanotaeniidae. The coding region runs from base 49 to 318 and encodes 89 amino acids. The record is from RefSeq and is a predicted model, not a curated record. The transcript is spliced from 4 exons.
CCUUUUAUUCCCACCAUUCCUUGCGGCAAGCUCUCUGCACCGGUCAAGAUGGCGGACAGACCAGUUCCCAUAAUAGAGAAGCGCCUGAUGGAUGUGAAGCUGGGUGAGCUGGGGACUUGGCUGGGAGGUCGAGAUUUCACUCCCAACGGCUUCAUCUCAGCCAUCCGUCGAGGACAUGACAGAUACUACAACAAGUAUAUCAAUGUGAAGAAGGGAGGCAUUGGUGGUGUGGCUAUGCUGCUGUUUGGUUAUGUGGCCCUCAGCUAUGUUUGGGAAUACGACCACAUCAAACAUGAUCGCUGGAGGAAGUACCACUGAUGACUGCAGCCAUCAGACCAUCUGGGGCCACCUCUUAGCGGCCACCGCUCUUUCUACCUUGUUGUGAUUGUUGUGACCAAUAAAAUUAUAUAUAACUA